Messenger RNA from Papilio machaon (common yellow swallowtail), 1271 nucleotides. It is a transcript of the gene CBP, whose product is annotated as sarcoplasmic calcium-binding protein. The transcript has 6 exons. Bases 214 to 1038 code for a protein of 274 amino acids. Gene Ontology annotation, cellular component: uniplex complex. The record is from RefSeq and is a predicted model, not a curated record. Gene Ontology annotation, molecular function: calcium ion binding. NCBI's taxonomy places the organism in Eukaryota, Metazoa, Arthropoda, Insecta, Lepidoptera, Papilionidae. Gene Ontology annotation, biological process: mitochondrial calcium ion homeostasis; calcium import into the mitochondrion.
AAGCCCCCUCCACCGCCUACAGAAUGCCGGUAGAGUAAUAAAACACUGUGCGUUUAUAUAUCACCAAACAGUUUGGCGAUCGGUGAAUGAGAGUUCUCCCUUUACUUUCUCUGCGUGCGCGCUUUUCAGCGUCAAGUCUAUUCAUAGACAAUAAAAGCUUUUUAAAUAAACUUUUUAAUUGAAUGUACGUGUUGUGUUGUGUUAAGCACUAAGAUGGCGGCCUCGCUAGUAAGACUCGGCUUGCGUUCCGUAGCCCUGAAUCUGGAAAGGACGGCAGCCCUUCUCUCCACUACCACUGUACAGAACCAAAUUAAGUUGAUCCACUCCAAGGCGACGUGCACAGGCACGGUGUGCUACUUGCCGGAGCGCGAGGCGGAGCUGGACCGCGGCGCCUGCCGUCGCUACAGCAAGCAGCACGGCCGCCCCGACCAGCACCGCAGGAAACACGACAGCGACAGUGCCAGCGAGUCAGACUCCGACACUGAGUGCAAGGGAUUCGAUAGGUCAGAGUUCUGGCGGCGCAAGAUGCGCACUGUGCACAACAUCCUGGACGUGGACAAGGACGGCCUCAUCUCCUUCAGCGACUUCCAGCUCUUCGCCGACAGGUUCAAAGCUCUGGGACAUCUGGACGACGAGCAGGCUAAGGAGUUCACUGCUAUUAUUAAAUUGACGUGGGAGGAGCAGUGGGGCGCCAUAGACCCCUACAACUUUGUGACAGUGGAGCAGUACUUGGAGGACAUGCACCACGUGCUCAGUGACAGAUCGCUCAAGAAGCGCGCACAUCGCUGGCUGCCAUAUCUCUUCAAGGCCGUGGACAAGGACAAGUCAGGCUACAUAUCUGUGGCGGAGUUCAAGCUGUUCUUCCAAUGCCUGGGAUUGAGCAACGAGCACGCGGCCGUCGCCUUCGCCGUCAUCGAUACUAAUGGGGACGGCAAGUUAUCUCUGAAGGAGUUCGUGAAGUUGGGCAAAGACUUCUUCUUUACGGAAGACGAGAGCAAAGUCUCCAAGAUGUUCUGGGGUCCGCUGAUCGAUGUGUGAACUUCGGUCCGGACCAAACGAGACCAAGACUGCUUUAGUUAGGAAUAUUGACUCACUCGGAGACGUUCAGUUGCCACUAAGAGUUACUUAGUGAAGAUUUAAAAGGAUAACUCUACAUUAUAGGACCGCAGGAGUGAUUAGUAAAGUAGUUCAUUGUAGUUUUUAUAGUCUGUAAAGACGAUAAAAUGUUUUUUUUUUAUAACAUUCCGAAUGUCAUAUGAUUAUUUACUCCA